This is a messenger RNA of Plasmodium relictum, 1008 nucleotides long. RefSeq names its product conserved Plasmodium protein, unknown function. The transcript has 4 exons. The record is from RefSeq and is a predicted model, not a curated record. Lineage: Eukaryota; Apicomplexa; Aconoidasida; Haemosporida; Plasmodiidae. The coding region runs from base 1 to 1008 and encodes 335 amino acids.
AUGAUAAUAAAAUUUAUUUUAUUUAUUAUAUUUAUUAAAACAAAUAAUAGUUUUCAUAUAAAUUAUAAAAUUUUACUAAAAAGUAACAAACAAAAUUGUGUUAAAAAUUUUCACCCUGUAAAUUAUUUUUAUAAGUUUAAAAAUGUAAAACCAAGAGAAUUUAAAAAUAAAAUAUUGUCUUUUUUUUCAAAUUAUUUUAACAGUGAAUCUGAUAAAUAUAAAUUAAAUCAAGAAGAGAAAGAUUAUUUAGAUAAAUUAGGUCUUAGCGAAAAUGAUGAUUAUAAAAAGUUAGUUAAAUCACAUGAAGAAUACAUUGCAACAAUUAAUGAUAUUAAGAGCAAAUUAAAAUAUAAAGAUUUAUUUUUUUUUAUUACCCAAAAAUUGAUUCAUAAAAAUAUAUAUGAUUUUAAAAGAAAACAAAAAUAUAAUUUAUUCCAAAAAGAUGAGUACACUAGUGAAUUGUCUAUUGAUUAUGUGAAAAAUUCAAAUAUUGAAGAAAGAUUUAAAGAGCAAUUAUUAAAAAAAUUAAGUGAUGAAGAAAAUAAUAAAAAAUUCCGAUUUUUACGCAUUUUUAAGUGGAAAAGUGCGCUAGAUAUAUUUAACAUUAGUAAAUUGAUUAUUCCAAUUUCUUCCAUCGGUUUUUUUUUAUCAAAAAUGGCAAUUUUUUCAGUUGUUGUAAAUAUGUUAAUAACUGCACAUUUUUUAACUUUCAAAAAGGAUCAAAAAAAAAAAAUGAAAAUUUCUACUUUACUUUUAACUAUGGCACCUAUAUUAAUACAUUCUUCAUUUGGCAUAGUUUGUAAUAACUUAUUCUUCCAAUAUUGUAAGCUUAAUAUACCCACAUACUUAAAGAAAGAAAAUUUUUUGUCUCUAUUUAUCAAUAUGCAAUUAUAUAUAGCAUCCUUAAUUUAUUUUACUAAUAAUAAUAAUGAAGAUGAAAAUGUAGAUGAAUAUAUAAAUAAUGAUGAAAGUUUUGAUAAUGAAUUUUCAUUAGAGCAAAAUGAUUAA